GCGGAGCCAAAGUGAAACUCUACAAAGUCACCUGCAGCUCAGGUGAGAGUGUUUCAAAGAGGAACCUCAGGAAAAAAUAAACUCACGUUUAACAUGAAGCCGUGUGUCAGAAUCUUUCUCUGUCUGCUGUUUGGAGCUUCAGCUGCACAGGGGCCAAACCAGAACCACUUUAAAGACCAGAGACCGGACCGGACUGGAGUCCAGGAACCAGCAGCUCUCCUUCAAGAGAAGCAGUCUUUCCACGAGCCGUUAACCUGGAGGUUUCCUGAUCCACCGCCGGAGGACGAGCCCAACUUCCCUCCAGAGUUUGAGCUGAAGCCUCCCACGGCCGCCAGCAGCGUCAGCGCCGUCUGCGGGGACAGCACCGUGCGGGUGGAGGCCAAGAAAGACCUGCUGGGGAUCGGGACGCCCGUCCAGGCUGCAGAUGUGACACUGGGAGGAUGUCCGGUCACGGCAGAGGAUCAUGAAGCUCAGGUCCUGGUGUUUGAGUCGGAGCUGCAUGGAUGUGGCAGCCAGCUAAUGAUGACAGAGGACUCGUUCAUCUACGUCUUCACGCUGCUCUACACCCCGACUCCUCUGGGAGACAGCCAGAUCCUCCGAACCAGAGACGUCUCAGUCAGCGUCGAGUGUCACUACCAGAGGAAGCAUGAUGUGAGCAGUCAACUGUUCACGCCGACCUGGACUCCCUUCAGCGACUCCAAAGCUUCAGAGGAGAGUCUCUACUUCUCCCUCCGACUCAUGACCGAUGAUUGGCUGUUCUCCCGCCCGUCCGCUCAGUUCCUGCUCGGGGACAUGAUGAAGUUCGAAGUGUCCGUCAAGCAGUUUCAUCACGCUCCCCUCAGAGUGACGGUAGACACCUGUGUGGCCACCGUCGUCCCCAACAUCGACACCGUGCCUCGAUACGUCUUCCUGGGAAACAAAGGGUGCCUGUUUGACGGUCAGCUAACCAGCUCCAGCUCCCGGUUCCUGCCCCGGACUAAGGACGACAGCCUGCAGUUUGAGUUGGAGGGGUUCAGGUUCCAGCAGGACAACAGCGGCAUGAUCUACAUCACAUGCAAUGUGAGAGCCACAGCGGCGACUGCAGCGGUCGAUGCCACCAACAAGGCCUGUUCGUUCUCUGACAGGUGGAGGGAGGCCAGUGGCAGGGAUGACGUCUGUAGAUGCUGCGACACAGACUGUGGAGAUGGAAGCCAGAGUCAGCUGACAGGAACAGGAACUCAGUGGGAACAGGAAACAACUUUUGGACCAAUCACCGUGGAGGAGAGACCUCUCUGAGGAAAAACUCAAACCAAAAACUUUCACAAAUAAAGUUAAUGAGAUUAAAUCUCUCUUACUCUGA
Notolabrus celidotus (New Zealand spotty) is the source of this 1339-nucleotide messenger RNA. Its product is annotated as zona pellucida sperm-binding protein 3-like. The transcript has 9 exons. Bases 94 to 1275 code for a protein of 393 amino acids. Gene Ontology annotation, cellular component: extracellular matrix. The record is from RefSeq and is a predicted model, not a curated record. Gene Ontology annotation, biological process: binding of sperm to zona pellucida; positive regulation of acrosome reaction; egg coat formation. Lineage: Eukaryota; Metazoa; Chordata; Actinopteri; Labriformes; Labridae. Gene Ontology annotation, molecular function: acrosin binding.